Phanerochaete carnosa HHB-10118-sp is the source of this 928-nucleotide messenger RNA. RefSeq lists its product as uncharacterized. Bases 29 to 589 code for a protein of 186 amino acids. The record is from RefSeq and is a predicted model, not a curated record. Lineage: Eukaryota; Fungi; Basidiomycota; Agaricomycetes; Polyporales; Phanerochaetaceae. The transcript has 5 exons.
CUGACAGCAACCCAUUCCACCCAGCACGAUGCCACAGAACGAGUCCUCGAAACCCCCGCGCCAGAAGCUGAUGCUGACGACGACGAGCCUGCGGAACGUCGUGCUCGCGAACAAAUCGGACGUGAUUUACUACGAGGUCAUCACCCCCAAGUGGGCGCGCGACCGCACGACGAUCAGCCGGCUCGACCCCAACACGCGCCAGUUCGACGUCAUCGGCGAGAUGAAGAACGACGGCGACGGCAAGGCGGAGGAAGUCCGCCUCUACGGCGGCGCGGGCGUGAGCGCGCACCGCUUCCUCGAGGGUGGUCUCGAGCCAGACACAGCGGGGAUGAAAAGGGCUGCGUUUAUUGGCAAAGACGGGAAGAAGUACACCUGGAGGGCAAACCGCAGGCAACUGGAGCUCGUGAGAGAGGACAUGUCAGAAGACGAGCCCGUCGCUGUUUAUCAUCGUGAGAAGCGUCAUGCGGCCAUGCUCCGGAUGUCCCGGCACCCUUACCUAGAGGUCGACCCCGCCGCCAUGGACACUUUGGACUCACUGAUUGUAUCGUUCUUACUCAUCGAAAGACGCAGGAGAGAUGGUCGCCUAUAAGUUCAUCGGUUUCAGCACAAGUCAGGCGUUUCUUAUGUUCAGUUAUCCCUUAGAGAGUGACUAUCACAAUAAACACUAUACAGGGCAUGAUAUAGACUAGAGCGCUGUCCGGCUUAGACUAAAACCUACCCGUGAACGCGAGCUUUCAUAAUAACUGCCACGCCGCCAGGAGUGCAGUACCAAUCAAAGGCGCAACGCCAGCGGCUGCGUUUUGUGCAUCAUUGCUGACCCAUAUCGUUCCCGUGGGCGAUGGUAUCAGGGUCUGGGCGACCUUGGUCAAUGAAGGAACUAGGACACCGUUACCUGUCUUCGGAACGACAUCGAAUGAUGCAUUCACAA